Cladophialophora carrionii CBS 160.54 is the source of this 1464-nucleotide messenger RNA. RefSeq lists its product as uncharacterized. Gene Ontology annotation, molecular function: histone methyltransferase activity; zinc ion binding; protein binding. The coding region runs from base 1 to 1464 and encodes 487 amino acids. The transcript has a single exon. The record is from RefSeq and is a predicted model, not a curated record. NCBI's taxonomy places the organism in Eukaryota, Fungi, Ascomycota, Eurotiomycetes, Chaetothyriales, Herpotrichiellaceae. Gene Ontology annotation, cellular component: nucleus.
AUGGCUGUCGACUGGAAAUCAGAAAGCGGCGAUAGGCAAAGGAGCGUCCAGAAGCCACGCAGUUUCAUUCAUCCGCCGCUUACGAGUACCGACAAGUCAAUCCGCUCAAGCAAUGUGACAGUCGAGGUCCCACGCAAAACCACCCUCGACCGUCAUCGACCAAGCCAACAAUCACAUAUUGUGGUUGAGAUUAACACCUCGCCUGGGAAGAUUCUCAAACAUUCGCAAGGGCCGCCGCCGAAAUCCAAGGUGGAACGUGAGGCCGAGAGGAAGAGACUGUUCAAACAGCUCAAGCACUCUACCCAGCUUGUACAGGAGAACCCAACGUUGGUCGAGCAGUACUUUGGACAGACUGGAUAUUCGAAAGCCUUCAGCGUGGAAGACGAAGAAGAGCAGGCUUUUAUGCAAAGAGCGGCAUCUAAGAAGAAGAGAAGGGUGAACCGAUCCGAUAUUCAGCUGGAAGUCGAGUCCUUGACGCAAUCUGUGGAAGGCCUACGUCUCAACACAAAACUCAUCCACCCUUCUCGUACCGCCAGAGACAUUCUCACGAGUCGUUUCGAUGAGCAGGUCUGGCCACCACUAACCUUCUUCAACGACGUUGACGAUAAGCGUCUUCACGGUAAAUUCCAGUUUAUCAACCGGUACAUCCUUGGCGAGAAAGUCAGACCGGCGCCGGCAUCCACGAACAGAGGAUGUGAAUGCACCGACUGCUCCCUGUCUUCCUGUAUAUGCUUUACAGAGAAUAGGACUUACAGUCGACGACCGGACGGCAUUGUCGUCCUCUCUGACGAGUGUAUCGAACGCGAGAUGGAGCCUCAAGGACCUCACUACGAAAUAACCGAAUGUAACGAGGUCUGCAGCUGCGGGCCGGAUUGCUUGAAUCGCGUGGUCAGUAAAGGUCGCACCGUUCCUCUCGAAAUCUUUCAAACUCAGAAAUGCGGCUUCGGAGUACGUUCAUCUCAGGCCAUCGUCAAAGGACAGUUCAUCGAGCUGUAUCUCGGCGAAGUUCUCACGGAGGCUGAGCUGGCGCGCCGGGAGGAGGCAGAGAACGACGAUGACCCGGCCUAUAUCUACUCGCUGGACUGGUUCUCACCAUUGUCCAACAACACCACCUAUCAUGUGGACGGCAAGUACUUCGGGUCAGCCAUGAGAUUUGUCAACCACAGCUGCAAGCCGAAUGCCCGGUGCUUCACAGUCCAGACUCACAAGGAGGACCGAAAACUCUAUUACCUGGCUUUCUUCGCGAUCAGAGAUAUCCCCGCGGGUACGGAAAUUCGAAUCGAUUAUCAUGGAGCAGGUGCUUCGGAAAUGCCCUCUCAAGAGGAAGUAGACCCUCAGUCGCUCGCAGCGUAUGGCCAAUAUUCAGACGACCUGACGAAGUGCCAGUGCGGUGAGAAGAAGUGUCGAGGUAUUCUAUGGACACCUGGAGUCAAGGCUCGACGAAGACGUCGGAAGGGACAAUAA